CUAAGUACAACAAUAGUCUAUUGGAAAUAUGUAUUCAGACAGUACAUUUCCAACGACAUAUCGUGAUGUAAAGUUCAUUAUAUUUACGGGCGCCACUAUAAUCCUACCAACUGAUUUGACCCCUUUAAUAAUUAAAAACAACAUAUAUUUGUUUUACUUAUAGGAUAGUGUCGUAGAUCUAAUACUUUGUGAACAAGUUCUUUAGAAAACCCGCAGUUAACAGUCUUGUUGCAUCUGCCAGUGGUGGUGCUACUUAUUUUAAAUGUUGGUUUUUGCUACCGAUGGCGGUACUGACAGCGCAGGGUCUGCCGAUGCAGUUAAUACCUCUUUCUCCAGACAAAGUGGUCCCGAAUCUUGGUUGGACAUAGGACCAUGCUUCUUCUUACAAAUGUCCUUAGACGACCCAGACUACUUCUCACCUGAAAGCGACGACUUUGCCGUUCGUCAGCUUCACGAUAUCAACGGGAUCGUCGCCAACUGCACCACACCGUCCAAUCUCUUCCACAUCUUCAGAAGACAAACAGCUUUACAAUUCAGAAAACCCUUGGUCAUUAUGUCUCCAAGAGCUUGUUGCAUCAUCCUGAGGCUAGGAGCUCGUUGGAUGACAUGGUCAAAGGAACCGAAUUCCAGAUAA
Messenger RNA from Diabrotica balteata, 634 nucleotides. Lineage: Eukaryota; Metazoa; Arthropoda; Insecta; Coleoptera; Chrysomelidae. The record is from the annotation of a GenBank genome assembly.